Molecule: messenger RNA, 727 nt
Organism: Balearica regulorum gibbericeps (East African grey crowned-crane)
Lineage: Eukaryota; Metazoa; Chordata; Aves; Gruiformes; Gruidae
Source: RefSeq, a predicted model, not a curated record
AUGAAAGCACAACAUGCUCUUCAGAGGUUCCAAACCAAGCUACAACUUUCUUCUGAAGUCCCAAACCAUAUAGAAAAGAACACAGAAAUAGAUGGGAAUUUUUUUUCUUUUUCUACCCCAGAACUUGGCUGGAUCUCAAAAGUGCAUGUGAAUCGACCUGCAGUUGUGAGGCAUGCAGAACAAAUUAAAAAAUGGAGAACUGUGAAAGGUAAUUGGCAAGCUGCUUGGCUGCUGAAAGCUGUCACCUGCAUAGACCUUACCACUCUUUCAGGUGAUGAUACUCCUUCAAAUGUUCACAGGCUGUGUUUUAAAGCAAAGCAUCCCAUCAGAGAGGAUCUGCUGAAAGCCUUGGACAUGCACGAUAAAGGUAUUACUGUUGGAGCAGUUUGUGUAUAUCCAACAAGAGUCACCGAUGCUGUUAACGCCCUAAAGGCUGCUGGUUGUAACAUACCAGUAGCUUCAGUGGCUGCUGGGUUUCCAUCUGGACAAACUCCUCUAGAAACCAAACUGGCCGAAAUAAAGCUAGCUGUGGAAUAUGGUGCCAGAGAGAUUGACAUUGUCAUCAGCAGGAGUCUAGUCCUGAGUGGCCAGUGGGAAGGUCUCUACAAGGAGAUCCGUCAGUGCCGUGAGGCCUGUGGAGAAGCUCAUAUGAAAACAAUCUUGGCGACAGGUGAACUGGGGUCCCUUGCUAAUGUCUACAAAGCCAGUAUGAUAGCUAUGAUGGCAG